UCUAUAACGUUCGCUGUGUAAUUUGCAGAAAAUAUGAAAGCCAAGAAACCGAUCGACUUACCGAUUCCAAAGGGUAUGGACGAGGAUCUCGACGAGGACGAGGACGACCUUGAAGAUGAUGAUGGCCUGGACACUGACGCAGACGACGAAGAUGACUCUGACGCUGAUCCCGAGGACGUGCUUAGCGAUCAACCUGACGACGACGAGAGUGACGAAGAAUAUCUAGACGAUUACAAUUACGACACCACGACAAGCCGAUUGUCAACGACAGUUUCAACCACAGAGAAACCGAAGCAGGACGUGACCGCGAUGCCGUUGCCAGUUAGCACCAGCACGCAGCAAUCGUCCCAGUCGCAGAGCACGCCGGAUCCGUAUCUGACUCACUUCGAUCCUCGUUCCGAGCACCAGAGCUACAAGCAGGCGCAAAUGAGGCUCGAGGAGGUGCACAAGGAGAAAGUGACAAAAGUGAUGAAGGACUGGAGUGAUCUCGAGGAGAAGUAUCAGGACAUUCGUGCCCACGACCCGGUAGCCGCCGACGCUUUCAAACGAUGGAUGACCGCGCGGUUCCAGGAGACGGUCGCCGCUCUGGAAGAGAGCGGCGCCGCGGAGAAGCAUCAGUUGAGCGCUAUGCAUCAACAACGAGUGCAAGAAGCUGUUAAACAAAGAAACGAGGAAGCAAUGUCAUGCUACACAGCUGCUCUGAACGAGACUCCACCAAAUAUUCACCGAAUCCAGAAAUGCCUCCAGAAAUUGCUCCGAGCUCUUCACAAGGACAGGCAUCACACCAUUGCCCAUUACAAACAUCUGCUGGACAGCAGCUUGGAGCAAGCUCAACGGGAGAAGCCAGCAACGUUGGAACACUUGGCAGAGAUCGACAGAAUCACCAAUCAGAGUCUGUUGAUGCUAGAACGGUACCCUGAUUUAAGCGCGAAAAUUGGCCGGCUUAUGGAUGAUUACGUUUUGGCCCUCAGGAGCAAAGAUGAGACUCCUGGACUGCUGCUAGCGAUGACGCGAGAAGCGGAGGCAGCCAUUUUAGAUAAAUAUCAGGCUGAUGUUACCAGUAAGCAACAAGAGAAAGAACAUCAAAGACAAUUGGAACGAGUGCGCAAGGAGCAACGCAAAGCUGAACGCGGCGAAUUACGUACAGAGCAGGCGCAGCAAGAAGAGAACGACUCGAUAAAUGAGAACAAGGAUAGCCAGCAACAGCCGGAACAACCAUCCGCAGUGGCAGCUAUGCACAGUGAAGGACUUGUAAGGGCAGCUCACAGCAUGACACAUGACAUUUCCCACUCUGAACCGGGUUACUCUGUAAGAAGGGAGAUAUACCACAGGGAGAGUCGAUCAGUCUAUUUCACACUGGCGUUCGCUGGAAUCGCACUCAUGGCUGCAGCGGUGGUAGGUGUAGCGGUAUUCAAAAGGCGCAGCGCAAGAAGCCCUCACAGUCAGGGAUUCAUUGAGGUUGACCAAGCGGCUACACCAGAGGAGCGGCAUGUCGCAAACAUGCAGAUCAACGGAUACGAAAAUCCUACAUAUAAAUACUUCGAGAUCAAAGAAUAAUUUAAUCACCUCGGUCUACAAAAUGAUUUCGUUUCGUAACUGGUCUUUAAUUGUACGUUCUCGCGCAUGUUCUUUAAGACUCUCAUAGUAUUUUCGUUAGCGUAAGGCUAAGUAACAGUCAGGCUCGAGGUUCUUCCGAAGAUCCCGAAAGUAUAUAAAAAAUAAUCCACAUCCUUAGUGAUGUAUGGAAUGAAAUCUGUCCAUAGGGAAGUAGGACAUUGCGGAUACAGUAUCAUUGCGCGACACGUCUCUUUAUUAUACGCUCGCGGCGUUAACACGACCACACAUUCUAACGAUCUAUGAUAUGUAUUAAGCAAACGUUUAUAUAACAUCUUUCAGUAGAUAGAGAUGUUGCGAGUUGAAACGCACGGAAUUAUCUACUCACGUGGCAAUUCGAAAGGGAAACAACAUGCCAAUGUGCCAUAUGGGAAGCGCGUGAAGUUGUUGUCUUCGGAAGUAUCUCAUUACACGUUGUUUUCGUUUCGUUGUCAUAUAUGUAUAUGUUAUUAACAAAAAUAAACAAACAGGAAGGAGCGCUGACAAUUGAGGGAAAAGAAAAAAAAAAAAGAAAAAAGGAAAGAAGAAUCACUACUCACAUUAAAUGUUAUAAGCGAAUAUACCCUUCAAUCGGAAGGCUGUGGACUAUGAUCAGUUGCAGACUCAUUGUUUUUCUCAGCAAUAGGAAAUGCGUACGAUGCGAUGGAAGAAACGCGAUAACUCAUCGUCGACGAUGACGCAUUUCGACACAGUAUGCGUGCUGUUGCGCUCUUUGCUGUAUAUUUCUGAGUUCUGAUAUUUUUCGAGAUAGUAAAUGGCAAUAAUGGUAAUCAACCGCAGCAGCUUAAAUAAAUACGUGAAACUAAGAGGGGGGGGGAAAAACAGUAAACGGUAGAGCAGCGGUAGCGGCUUGCACAGCGGCAGUAUAAAAAGUAUAAUCCGACUUAAAAGAGAAAAGAAAAGAGAAAAAAAAAAAUGAUAAGCAUAUUAAAUAAAUAGCACUAUGCGAGUAAAUAAAAGAAAAAAGAAAAAAAAAAAAGACGUGUAUGCUCUUGUACGACACUCUUAAAAUAUCAGAACAGCGAUCAAAAUGCACGUUCACCUUCGUGAUUGCAGCUGUUUUUUCAUCUCCGUUCGAUUCCCACUGCCUGAUUUUUUCAGCGACCUUUUUCAGUACUUAACGUCUACUUAGAUUAAUAUAAACAACUUUAUACUUGUAAGAAAAUUGAAUCACGAACGUAUCUAAAAGUUAUUGUAAACGAGAAGCAAGAUAUUUUAUCAUUCCAUAACGAUAAAGUCCACUAUCUUAUCGAGGUGCUGUCCGAACGUAUGCACGGAAAAUAUUCGGCAGCUUUGUUCGAUUCGGCCGAGUUGUCGCCGCGUUUCCGUCGCCGGUAUGGAAACGGACGAGUCGAAAGAAUCACGUCGAUGUUGUCGAAUAAGAGGAACAGUUUCAACACAGGAGUUUUUUUUGAGUGGCAUUAGUACCUCCGAUUUAGGUCGAAAUAAGUGGCGACUGUUAAAAAAGGCAAGCGUGUUUCUGUCCUUUCUUCAUUUCAUCAGUUUAUUUUCUGUCUCUCUCUCUUUCUCUCUCUCUCUCUCUAUCUCUCUCUCUGUCUCGAAAGAUGGUUCAUACAAUAACUAUCUUAGGAUAUUAAUUAUAUAUGAUGACGAUAAUAUAUUACACGUUUAAUGCUUAUAUAUUUGUAUAUGGUCAAAUGGUAGUAGGCUGCGCUUUAGCCAGGGUCGCGUGGGAAAGCAUAGCUUUCGGUUUUGUAGCACUUCUUCUUUUUACGUAGAUUAUAUUCGUUUUCCUUUUUCUUCGUGUAUCAAUUAAUUAGCCAUGCAUUAACGUAUUACAUUACGUCAAGUUGAUAAGCAUUACUCGUAUAACUACGGCAACAGGAGAAGUACCAACAAUCUUAGUCGCGCAAGCAUUGUGUUAAUAACGAUCUUCUGAGAUGCUUUUAUUACUUUAAGUCUACGUUAAAGAGUUAUACUCUAGUUUUCUCUGUCUUUCUCUCUCUCUCUCUCUCUGUUUAUCAAUAAGAUAAUUUAUUUGUUUUGUGCUAACUUUGCUAAAAAAAAAAAAAAGAAAAAAAAAAGAAAGAAAAAGAGAAAUAAAUCAAGCGAAUGCGCAAACCGAGGACGAUUGAACGAUAAUCCUUGGAUUCCUAAGCGCACGUGUAAAGCAGCUGCCUUCCUAUUCAGCGAGCAUAAGUUAAAUGAAAAAAGAACACGCUGUUUCUCUCACGCAACUCCGGUGGAAGAACGAGCCAACGAA
This is a messenger RNA of Frieseomelitta varia, 3838 nucleotides long. RefSeq names its product amyloid-beta-like protein. The transcript has 9 exons. The record is from RefSeq and is a predicted model, not a curated record. Bases 34 to 1557 code for a protein of 507 amino acids. Gene Ontology annotation, cellular component: membrane; neuronal cell body; neuron projection. NCBI's taxonomy places the organism in Eukaryota, Metazoa, Arthropoda, Insecta, Hymenoptera, Apidae. Gene Ontology annotation, biological process: central nervous system development; axonogenesis.